AUGGUGUUGAAAAAUUCCGUGGUUAUUGCAAAAGCCAGUUCUCUGAGUCUAAUGGUUUUGGUGAUGCUUACUUGUGUAAGCUGGAUCCUCUUUCCUUUGGUGGAUAGCACACAGGAUAAAGUAUUAUUAUUUGCAGCAUGGUAUCCCUUUGACACAUCAGUGGAGUCAAUUUAUAGAUACACCUAUGUUCUUCAAUCAAUUUUAUUAUUAACAACAGCUGCCAUGAAUGCAAUGAUGGACAUGCUGACAACAAAUUUUUACGUGGUUAUGGUGGGACAAUUAGAAAUUCUAAAACAGGACUUCAAGCAGAUGUCAGACAUUGUUCUCAGUAACUUAUCUGAUACAAGUUGUGAAUUUCCCAGCGGGACAGUAACCGCUGAUAAGAAAUUAGCUUCUAGCCAAGAGGGAAAGGCAUCUUAUCCGACAUCCUAUUCAGUUUCUAGAGAAGAAGUGCAAUGUCACAGAUGUUUAGGAACCACAAAUACACCCGAGGAUACAUUCUGCUCUGAAGGAAAUUGCUUAGAGAAAAUUCUAAACGAACGUGUUGCAAAAUGUACGAUACGUCACAAAGCAAUACUCACUUUUAUUAAUGACGUAAAGAAUGUGUUUCAAAUUGGAAUCGUGGCUCAAAUCUGCGCAAGUAGCAUUAUCAUUUGCGUGACAUGCUUCGAAAUGACCUUGAUUUUGAGGCUAGCCUACUCCUUCUUCGUACUUCUAAAACAAGUUAACGUCAGAAAUGAAUAG
This is a messenger RNA of Belonocnema kinseyi, 744 nucleotides long. Its product is annotated as odorant receptor Or1-like. The coding region runs from base 1 to 744 and encodes 247 amino acids. The transcript is spliced from 4 exons. Gene Ontology annotation, biological process: sensory perception of smell; detection of chemical stimulus involved in sensory perception of smell. Lineage: Eukaryota; Metazoa; Arthropoda; Insecta; Hymenoptera; Cynipidae. The record is from RefSeq and is a predicted model, not a curated record. Gene Ontology annotation, cellular component: plasma membrane. Gene Ontology annotation, molecular function: odorant binding; olfactory receptor activity.